AUGUUCCUUUCAUCUAAGGAGUCCAAACGAAACAACCAUGGCAACAAGGAGAGCUUGCGAUUGCAAUCUAUCUUCUUCCAGGGAAAAAUGACUCAGGAUGUUGAGAUGAAAGAGCAGCAGUUCCCGGAAGCUCCUUCGAAUUCCGUUUCAUCUACCACUCCUGUUUUACAGCAUUUGAAGGAAAUCGCGGCACUGAUUGAGACGGGAGCUUACGCUCGUGAAGUUCGUCGGAUUUUGAGGGCUGUUAGGCUGACAAUCGCAUUGAGGAGGAAGUUAAAGGCUUCUAUAAUUUCUUCGUUCCUUAAUGUUGCUCUUGCACCUGGAUCAGAAGCACACACUCGAUUAUCUUCAUAUCUCCCAAAGGAUGAUGAAAAUGACAUGGAAGUUGACACUGCAUCAUCUGCAACUCAAACCACCGUGAAGCAUUCCCCAGAGCUUGAAAUCUAUUGCUACUUGCUUGUCCUAAUCUUUCUAAUUGAUCAGAAAAAAUACAGCGAGGCCAAGUCUUGUUCUUCAGCAAGCAUUACCCGUCUGAAAAACCUGAACAGAAGAACAGUUGAUGUUCUUGCAUCCAGGCUCUACUUCUAUUACUCUCUCAGCUAUGAACUCACUGGCGAUCUCUCUGAAAUCAGAGGUAAUCUCCUUUCUUUGCACCGUGUUGCUACAUUGCGCCAUGAUGAGUUGGGCCAGGAAACUCUUCUCAACCUGCUACUUCGCAAUUACCUUCAUUACAAUUUAUAUGAUCAAGCCGAAAAGCUCAGGUCAAAGGCCCCACGUUUUGAAGCUCAUUCAAAUCAACAGUUCUGUCGCUACCUCUUUUACUUGGGCAAGGUUAGAACAAUUCAACUCGAGUACACUGAUGCAAAGGAAUCCCUCCUCCAAGCUGCCCGGAAAGCGCCCGUAGCUGCCCUUGGUUUCAGAGUCCAAUGCAAUAAAUGGGCUGUGAUCGUUCGCUUACUUCUAGGCGAGAUCCCUGAACGAACUGUCUUCAUGCAAAAAGGCAUGGAAAAGGCCUUGAGGCCAUACUUUGAGCUGACAAACGCGGUUAGAAUUGGAGAUCUGGAGCUGUUUAAAAACGUAGCAGAGAAAUUUGCAACCACUUUCAGUUCAGACCGAACCAACAACCUAAUCGUGAGACUCCGCCAUAAUGUGAUACGAACCGGGCUCCGCAACAUCAGCAUUUCCUACUCGCGUAUCUCCCUUGCUGACGUGGCAAAGAAGCUACGACUCGACUCACCAAACUCAAUUGCGGAUGCGGAGAGCAUCGUGUCAAAGGCAAUCCGUGAUGGUGCAAUCGACGCGACUCUAGACCAUGCGAAUGGGUGGAUGGUGUCCAAGGAAACUGGUGAUAUUUAUUCGACAAAUGAGCCUCAACUUGCGUUUAAUUCAAGGAUUGCUUUUUGUUUGAAUAUGCAUAAUGAGGCUGUUCGUGCGUUGAGGUUUCCUCCUAAUUCUCAUAAGGAGAAAGAAAGUGCGGAAAAGAGGAGGGAAAGGCAGCAACAGGAGCAGGAGCUUGCUAAGCAUAUUGCUGAGGAAGAUGAUGAUGAUUUUUGAUUCGGAUUGUUGAGGUGAAAACUUAAAAGGGAAGCUAGCUUUUUGGCUUUUGGGUUGUGUUCUUGUUUUUACUGUUUUAUUAUUAUAUGUUGAAAUUAAGUUCUGGGAUUGAUAGAUUUUGUUAUGCGUUUUUAUAUUUUAUGUUUGGUAGACUUGUGUUGUUGAAUCUUUAUGUGGCUACUUCUGAAAAUGAUUAAUUUGUGACGGCAUGAUGCUGACC
Messenger RNA from Lactuca virosa, 1774 nucleotides. NCBI's taxonomy places the organism in Eukaryota, Viridiplantae, Streptophyta, Magnoliopsida, Asterales, Asteraceae. The record is from the annotation of a GenBank genome assembly.